Messenger RNA from Dermacentor andersoni, 11511 nucleotides. RefSeq names its product kinase protein wishful thinking (gene wit). Gene Ontology annotation, cellular component: plasma membrane; signaling receptor complex. Gene Ontology annotation, biological process: protein phosphorylation; cellular response to growth factor stimulus; BMP signaling pathway. The record is from RefSeq and is a predicted model, not a curated record. Lineage: Eukaryota; Metazoa; Arthropoda; Arachnida; Ixodida; Ixodidae. Gene Ontology annotation, molecular function: transforming growth factor beta receptor activity; ATP binding.
CCUCUGACGGCUCGCCCAGCCAGCCUCGCCAGUCUGGCGAAGAAUGCCGCCGGAGCGGCAGCCGUACUGGCUGCGAGCAGUCGCCGGGAGCCGACUCGUCGUGUCUGCGUUGUUGCGCCGCCGCCGUGUUUUGCGUUUGUAGACACCGUCGGGCCUGGCCGCGAAGAUCAUGCGGCGCCGUGCGACCCGCACAUCGCCUCGGAUCGCUGCCGACAACGUGGCCCACCGGUCGUCCGUGCACUUCACCGCAGCAGUAAUCGGCGCUGCUGCGUCUGCAGACAAGCUACUACUACAGCUGCUGAUUUCAAGGGGUUUGUUUGGUUGCGCGGCGGGUGUGUAGGCCUAACCGUUUAACGGAACUGACUGUGCGUGCAUGCCAGGUUGAGGCUGGUGUUCUGGUUCGGUCGGCUGGCUUUCCGUGCUCGUUGGAUCGCCCUGACGAGUGAGUUUGUUGAAUAGGAAGUGCCGGGAAGUUCCGUGCACACGGGGCUUGGUGCGCGUGCGCACCUGUCGGGGGAAUUUUGUCUGUUGGCGCUUGGGGACAAACCGCGCAUGACUUUUUCGAGCAACCGCUUGGAGCUUCUGCCCGCAUGCCUGGCCGCGAGACGGAUUUCUACGAAAAGCGGCUGCAACGACGAGGUUCGUCGCUCUGCUGUUGUCAACAACGGCGGCACGAGUCGCGCAUGCGUUUGGAUGCCGAGUGCGUGUGUGUGUGAAGUGUCGUUCCCUUGCCUGGAGGUUCUCGCUCGCUGGUUUCUUUCACUCAAGCUGAGGAUAACCCCUCCUUUUUUCCUACGCCCAGAUCUCUUCGUGUCAGAUGCCAUUCAUUGGUUCAAGUGCUAUCCAUUUAGACAGACGUAUGUCUCGUGAUACGAAUCUGCUGUAUGUAUGCAAAGGUCGCUCAGCCGCGGCGACGGAAAUCGAAGCGACCUUCGUGGCUUGUGACGGAUGACAACUGUGUCGAAGCAGCGCGUACUUUCUUUCUAAUUGGGACGACCACGUCCACGGUGCUGUGCUCUUGAAAUGACUCCGCUACGACUUCUCGUCGUCGUGCUUCUGUUGGCUACGCUCAUCCCAGCGGCCACUUCACAGACGGUCUGUGCAUACUCGCGGCAGUCUUCGGUGCGCCUGCAGCCAUCUAAGGUGGAUGCGGAUAGGCAGAAAGACCAUGAAUCUGCCGACCAGGAUGACCAUGAUGCUAGGCGGAGCAGUGGUGAUGAACAUCAGCGACAUCGGCAGCAGCAGAAACAGCAGCAGCAGCAACAGGUACAACAGUAUCGAGAGCAGGAGCAGAAUCUGGCCACAGGGGAGCUUCUGGACUCAAACACAACUGAGCGUUGCCCACGAGGCUCAAACUUCUGCUACACACUCUGGCAAGAAGAUCCUACGAACAAGACGACACUGAUUAUUCUCACUCAAGGUUGCUGGGGCACAUCAGGUGAAGUGGACUGCAAAUCCUCCAACUGCAUCUCUACCAAAAAGCCUUCUAAAGCACUGAACAACACAAAGUUUUGUUGCUGCCUGGGAGAUUUCUGCAAUCUCAAUGUCACCGACGGUUACAUUCCAACUGAUGAUGACAGCACAGAAGCAUAUCUUCCUGAGCAGUACCGUGCUGAGCCAGGAGGACAGACAGUGGCGAUAGUAAUAGUAGGGUGCCUGCUGCUCCUAGCAACCAUGGUCAGCCUAGUAGUGCUUUACUGGCGUUGCGUGUCACCAAAGCCCAAGCCUGGCCUUGACUCAGCUCACCUUAUGGAGGCACCCCAGCUGCAGUCACCGAUGCUGGACCUGGACAGCCUCAAAAUACAGGAAACGAUAGGAAAAGGCCGGUAUGGCUGUGUCUGCAAAGGCUCGCUGAAUGACUGCACGGUGGCCGUGAAGAUCUUUGCGCAGCACCACCACCACUACUAUGCCAAUGAGAAGGACAUAUACAAGCUCUUCCACGGUGACCUUCCAUUCCUUCCGAGGCUGAUAGGUGCCGAUGAGCGUACAUAUCCUGACGGGAGGCGUGAGUGGAUGCUGGUGCUGACACAUGUCCCCAAGGGUUGCCUGCAGGAGCAACUGCGCAAGACCACUGUAGACUGGCCCGGCCUAUGUCGGAUGGCCCAGUCCAUCACUAGAGCACUGGCCUACCUACACACUGAAGAGCCCAACAAGCCCUGCAUAGCCCAUCGUGAUCUCACUUCGCAGAAUAUCUUGGUUAAGGAUGAUGGCAGCUGCAUGCUGUGUGAUUUUGGCUUUGCCAUUCGAAUCUCGGGUUCCAGGUACAUUCAGAACGGUGAAGAGCAACAUGCCGAGACCAACUCACUCGCUGAUGUUGGAACACUGAGGUACAUGGCGCCAGAGGUGCUCGAAGGUGCAGUCAACUUGCGAGACUGCGAAUCUUCGCUCAAGCAGGUGGAUGUCUACGCACUUGGUCUGGUCCUCUGGGAAAUAGCCACUCGGUGCUCUGACCUUUACCAAGGAAUGAGUGUGCCAGACUACAAGAUGCCAUUUGAGGCUGAGGUUGGGGCCUACCCUAGCACUGAUCAGAUGCAAGUGCUGGUUGCCAGGCACAAAGCACGGCCACUUUUUCCAGACAUAUGGAAGGACAGCAACCCGGCUGUGCGUGCACUCAAAGAGACGAUAGAAGACUGUUGGGACCAUGAUGCUGAAGCCCGACUGACAGCAGUUUGUGUGGAGGAACGUCUCACUGAACUCCCUGUGUUAUGGGAGAGGCACAAAGCUGGCCUUAGCGUGCCAGGAGUGAGCCCAACGAUCAACGCCACGUGGCCUCAACAGCAACGGGCGCCUCCCUUAUGCCUGCUCGGAAGCAAUGGAGGCCUCUCUGUGUCUGUGGUAACGCAGAGGGACGCAGAGCGCAGCGAAACCACAGCUGAGACGCUGCUAUCGCCUAGCCUAUCCUCAGAUGGGGGUAGCGGACAGCCCAAGAACAGCAUCACAAACAAUGUGGUGCACCUGCCCAGCAUGCCACUUCAACCGCACCAGGGCAGGAAUCCAUGCCUCGAGCGGAACCUCAUGAUGGAGCCCGUGGAAGAGGUGGCCAUCAGUGGAAACACCCUUCUCGAACAGGACACGGUUGGGAGAAGCAAAGGACUGCCCCCUUACACCCGACUGAACGAGAUGUCCACAACGCCCAUCACUGCCACGGCCGAAGACAACAGCGUAGCACUAGCGCUUGGAGACCUGCUAGGGGGAUCCACGCGCACCUGCCACCCAAUCCCUUAUGUGCAGAAUGCAGUGCAUGUCUCCACUGUCAUACCCAAGCAGCCCAACCUACCAGGCAAUGGGCACAAAUUGCAGGCUGCUGCCAAGAAGCCUUCAGAGAGGCCGAAUCACCAUCUGUUUGGAAGCAUAUUCUGGAAAACCAACAGCAAGGCCCCCAACAAUGCCAGCAAUGCUGAGAGCAGACCGCAGCGGCGCGUGCUGCGAGGACUGUUCAGCCGCCGAUCAUGGGACAGUAAUAGCCAGGCAGCAACGGGGACAGUUCACAAAGGCCAAGGCCCAGCGCACUCUGAAUUAGUGAAUGCUGGUGGCUGGGUGGACAAGCUGCCGGUCAACACAGAGGUGCAGAUGAUGGUGGACGGGGCCUGCCGGGUCAGGCCUGUGUCUGCAGACGCUGAGACGUCUCCGCUCCUUCAGAGCAAGGACAUCAACGACAACUGCAGAGACGGUGAGGAGGAGGGCAGGCUCCCGCGACCCACCACGCUGCCUCUGCGGACAUACUUGCAGUCCAAGGGUGCCACAGCAGACUCAAACUGUGCCACUGCUCACCAACUGCCAUCACUGGUGCGGACAGGCGGCGAGCAGCAGGCUGGACCACUUGCACAGCAGCAGCAACAACAAACGUGCACAAGGGAGGCUUGACAAUCUGUGUCAUAGUUGCACAACCUCUCUUGCUCCCUUGUAAAAAUCAUGCAUGGCAUUCAAUUGAAUUUCAACAGGAAUCUAUUGAAUGUAACAAAAAGGGCAAUAGAAAUGUGACAGAAUUUGUCUAACAACUUCCACAAGGGCUCUCAUUAGUUGAUCUGCUGUCACUGUUGUACUGGCUCCUCGACCGACCUUUAAAGCUGCACCUACAAUAGCUGUAAUCCACUAGUUGAUAGUGAGAAGCUUUUCCUUUUCCCUUGUGGUUGAAAAUGCUUGUUUCCUACUGAUUGCUGCGAGAUCACGUUCUUCUGGUGGAUUUGAUGAGGUAAAUAUGUUAGGAAUCACUAGCAAAAUGCACAUUCUUGUACCAAGUCAACUUAAGCGGCGAACAUGCUGUAAAAUCCCACAUAGAAUGAAUCGCCCAAAAUUUUGACAUGUGAAAUUCGGUUCUGAUAUUGUAUGUUAUAAGCGCUUUUUAGUAUUAGAUAUAUUCCCUUCCCUCUUUAAAGAAAAGAACACACAAUCACACAUAGCCCCAUUGGUCACAUUGUACACAGGAAAAUUUGUUCCUUUUCUCCUCUUUUGUAGCUCCAAAAUUUUCUUUUGUCUAUGAUAUCUGGGUUUAUAUAAUAUACAAGUUCUUGCACUACAUUUUCGAAUGCUAGGAAAUGAAACAUUGUUCUUAAUCUGCUUGUAGAAUUUGCCAUAAAGACAUGAAAAAGUUGUUGCUCCUCGAGUUGCGGAAAAAUAACUGCUGGCUUUGUUGUAUUCAGUAUAUACCUUUGUUUUUAAAGCACUAGAACCAUUCUUCCAUUAUAGCAAAGCUGCCUAAUUUAUCCUUUGAUUGUUAAACUUCAUGGAUUCAGUUGGCUUUGUUGCACUGCAGUACAAUUUUUUACAAAUUUGCAAAUUUUACAAGUUGGCUUUGGCCAAUUAUAUGUAACAUUUUCCCAGGAAGAACAGAGCAACCAUAGUAUGAACAUAGUUUAUGGCCUAUUCAGUGACUUGCUGUAAUACACUUCAAUGUAAUGCAGGCUGAAAGGAAUAUAAUGAAAUAACCUACUUUCUCCUCUCUACAGCUUGGCUGAAUCAGGGGCCUCAUAAGCAAGUACUGCUAGUAUACCAUUGAUUUGUCUAUGUACACCACACACCUGAACUAGCCAGGGGUCACAAAGAAAUUUCACUCAAAAGAAAAAAAAAAGCUUUGCUUAGUCAAUUCGUUAUGUCAGAAGAGUGCAAUGGCUUGUUCUUUUAUGCCUACUUGAAAUGUGACUUAUAUCUACUCCAGUACAAUGAUUUGACCAGUGAACAAUUACUUUUGAGACUUGUUAAUAUUAUUGAUUUCUGAUCUGAGGUCCAUUACUUGAAGACUGCUGGAGGGAAACAGCAAAUUCUUUCCUACUAGUCCUGUUCAUAAUACAACUUAUUGGCAUAGAGUUUGCUGUACAUGCUCAUGCCGGUUUAGAGUGUGUCAUCAGCUCAAUCAAGCAGCUUUUGCAGAGCUGUUGCUGCCCAGAAAAUAGUUAGUGGUUCUUUUGGUGCAUCCACAAAAAGAAGUAAAUAGCGUGCUGUACAGAAGUCAAAGGACAGUGGUAGAAUUGAGUCGAGUGGGAUGGACAGCAUAGUACCUAUGGAAUGAAGCAUUUCUCAAAUAACGUACACUCUGAGGUAAGCUAAACAACAAUCCUGCGCCUCCUGUGAAGUGCGCCUCCUGUGAAGUGCGCCUCUUGCUGUUUCAAGGUUCCAGCGACUGAACUGUUUGUUCAAGCCAGACUAAAGCCCCUUGGUCUAGGAGGAAGACGGCUACACGCUUGUUUGUGUGAGCUGAAAACAAACUAGACGUGUAGGUAGGUAAGCAUGUUGCUGCUAGAUGCAUUAGCAUGGUAGAAAACUGUAAAGUUUAAGUAAUAUGUCUUAAAUGUCAUUACUGUUUCCAAUCGCUGCCACUGUAGAGAAGUAGUGUUGUUUUUAUUUUGUGCUCUUGAGCUCCGAAGGCCCUCUUAAAGGCCAACUGCUAUGAAAAUUUUGACUACGUAAAAAAAAGCCGUAAUAUAAGUGGAUGCGUCACGAAAACCUAGCAAAAAUAGACGAUCUUGAUGCCGGAACUAUAAAUAGAGAAACAAAUAAAACACUGCCAAGAUUGCUUCAAUAGUCUAUAUACUACUCAUUUACAACCAAUUUAGCCACAGUGAAAUUUCGUGGCAGUUGGCCUUUAAAUAUUGGGUGGCUGCUUUUGAAGGACAUGCAAAUCAUUUUGCAGCCACAUCAGCAGCCCAGUGAACCCCACACAGGGUUUACUACGGGGCCUACUCAGCCCCAGAUGGCCCCUACAUCAGUCCAGCUUUCCGUUCUGCUAGGGUAAAUAUAUCCUUCUGGAUGCCGCUAAGCUCACGCAUGUUACCACCCUCUGCGAGGAGCGCAUGUCUCCUGUCAUGUCUGCAGGUCAGAUAAUUUCCCAGAUGACAGUGCAGAGAGUGAGCAGUAUGCUUUUCACUGUGUAUACAGUUACUUUUGUCCAACCAUCGUCAUCAUCAUAGUAGUCCACUCCUGUGCACAGCGUUCUCAAAACUUUCGCUGUUGGUUGCUUUGGUAUGCAAAACAUGUAGGUGCACUAGAGCUCACAAAUACCGGCCAUGCGCUUCUGUUGUGCUGUUCCCUUACUUCAUCCCCAUAUCUAGACUCUUCCCUGUAAUACGUACUUAGGCAAAGGGGUGCAAAAAAAUUUCUUUGCAUCCAGCGAGCAAAAGACCAGCGGUUGAAGCCACCUGGUAAGCUGAGCAUAAUAAAAGCAAGCUAGGUAUACCUGUACAGUGACAAGACUUUAUUUAAAAAACAGGGAGUAGCAAAAGACACCCAUUAAGUCAGCAUACUGAGACACCUGGAGACACAAAGCUGCAAUGACCGUUGCUUUUGCAUCCGAAUUCAGUGUAGAUAUAUGCAUACAUUUGUACAGCUAUGAUAACAACUGGUGCUGCUGCAUGUGCCUGAGAUGACAGUCCUGUAAGCAGCCCAAUAAUAUGGCGUGGCAUGCAUUACAAAAAUUGUGUGCCACGCAAGCUGUCUGCAGAUUACUUUCCAAGGGCCGAAAUUCAGUAUUAGAAAUGGAACAUUUUAUUUUUGGUUUGGUGGGACAGACCCAAGCAACGUUUAUGUACAGAUCUUCCUAUCACCUUUAUUUAACAGUGAGGACAGCUUUAAUUAGGACUCAUUUAACUGCUGCCACCUUGAGCUUUAACGAGUAAACUUGGCAACUGUACUAUUUGAUGCGUAAUUUUGGGACCAGUCUGGAAAUGCCAAAAAGAGUUUAAGGGCACAUUUGCAGUCAUUGCGCGAGUCAGUUUUGCAACACCACUGUGAUGAGAAAAAUGUUUGCAUUAGCAGCACAGGAUUUCGAAGGGGGCGGAUAGCAACUAAAUCUAAUAUGGUCUGUCGUGAAACCCGGUUUUGGCUACAGAGAGAGUGCAAGUCAGACAAUUCUCGCAGAAUUCUGAGUUUUUUUUCCACAACUCAGGGAAUCCUUGAAAUUGUCGCUGCGUAGCAAAAAGUAGACUAGGAAAUACCUAUUGUUAAUCGAAACACCCUAAAAAAGGGGGUGACUGCAUGACGUUGUGGGCCAACUGUGUGCAUUUUUUUCCUCUGACCUAUUUAUACUUCCACACUGUGCAGGUCACCCUUAGUUUGCAUACUUGAGGGCAGAGGCUUGUUUCAUUUUAGGAAUCUCCCUCGCUAGUUAGCGCAAGAGUAGAUAAUGACUGUAGGCAUGUUCAUGUGCGGACACAGACUCUUCUGGUUGGGUUGUGUGCGAUAUUAUACUCUUCAUUAUUCAUAGCAGGGAAGGUUUCUAUUUUCGGCCUGAAAGGAGCUAUCCAAGUUGCUACUGAUCAAAAGUGAUCUCUGUAUCCACAGGGCACUUUUCUGGUCAUGUCAUCAACAUUGCUAUGCUGUCUGUCUUGUGCUAGUUGUAAACACUCCGCAAUGUUAAUGUUUGUCGCCCACACAACUUUGGAAGCAGUUCCUGGUUGGCGUUUUGGUCGUGAUAACACUGACAUGUUUUUCGUCGUGUAAAUAGUUGUAUAAUGCAGAAAGAAAAGCAAUGUUAAAAAACCCUUCGGUUCUCAAACUUCCUGAAUGGAUAUGCAAGAGGGAACAGUUGAUCUACGACAGGAAGAAAGUCUUGAAGCUGUGAUAACUGUGCAGAGUUUUUUUUUUUUUUUUUUUGAAGCGAAAUACCAACAUCAACGAGAGAUCAUGUGUAGUGGAAGUGUUGUGAAUGGAAUGCUGUCUGUUGUGAUACUUGAAGGUGGUUGGUGCUGUGUGGCACCAGCCAGAAAAGGAAGACAUCUUGCCGACACAUGUUGGCCUGUGUGUCCUUGACACUAAUGUCAUUGCAACAGGGUACUGCUGUACAGAGGGCUUGCCUUAUGGAAAGUACGUGUGUGUGUGUGUGUAUAGACCCAGGAUACUGCCACAGUCAUGGUUUUCAGCGGGGUUAAUGUGACUUGUCUUUAGUGCAAACCAAUCUUAAGUGCAGGAAACUGGCUUUAUUGCCUGUUGCUCCUUCCUGCCCCUUCAUUAAAUGAGAGAGAGGGAGAGAGCGUUGAGUGAACUAGUGGCAUCACUGCAGCAGGUUAGUGAAUAAAUGCCUUGAAAACGUAGACUUCAUGACCACUGACACAUGACCUGCAAGACGCACGAAUGCUCAUUUUGCCACAUGCUCACACCUUCUGAAUGUACUUUCAAGUAGCACUCUUCAAGUCAAGUGCUCUACAUGGAGUAUUGGACAGGAAGAAGGAGGGACUUGGAAACAUGAACGACUUUGUGUGUGCAGAAACAUUCUUUAAGCCAUGUUGAGGUUGUCAUCUGAAAUACCUUUUGACGUUGAGGUGCUGUAGCUAGUUGGGUUUGAUGGAAAUGCACGAAGUGAUUUUUGUCGGUGCCCUGCAACCUGUCACCUGCUACAUUUCUUUAUUCUUUUUUGCAUAUAUCUUUUCUUUAAGCGCUGAUGUGUGUGAAUUUGUAAGACAUUUCUUUUUGCCUUCGAUUGGUCUUUGCUUGCUGACGAUUUUGUACUUCUGAGAAGUUGAAUUGUUACUGCCAAUGGAAUUCAGUGUGGGGCAUGUAGGAAUUGGAAAGAUAUUUCAGGCAUCCAAAGGUGCAAAGCUUGGACUCUCAUUACAAAAUGCCACAUGUCUAAAUGCAUUUGUGGAACUUAGAUAAUGCAGGCCUGUCUGCAUGAUUGAAUACAUUUUAGAGGACUGCAAAUAAACAAACGGUGAGUAUUACAAAUAUCUGUUAAAACAUUGAAGUUUCACUAAUGACCGUUACGAGAUAUGGCUGGGGCUUCCCCAAAAUAUACUGUAAUAUCGAUGCUUCUCGCCUAGAGAUUUGUGUUGCCAUAGGUGCUGUUGCAUAGAGCUGCUGAAACUGCACCUGCCUGUCAAAUAUAUUCAACACUACAUGGAUCUGAAAAAGGCAAGAGUAAAGGAGUGACACAUGAACACAAGCAUCAAAUUUCAAGUAGAGUUCUUUGUUCAUACAAGUUGCUAUAUCUCCCAUAGGCCCCAUGUUUCAGAAUUGGGACACGUUUAUUGGCCAAAGUGUUUGGGGUUUGCCAAUUGUCACGUCACUUGUGGGUAUCAAAACAGAAUAGAAAUAACCAUGCCUGCUAUUGUUUAGCGCAAGAACUUAUAAACAUGAGUGGAAACACCCAUCAAGUAUAUAGAACUGGUGCAUACAUGUUUGUCUGCCUUCUCUCACAAAGACUUAGAACUCUGCGCUUGCAUCUUUUCCAUGCUCUCAUCCGACCUAUAUAGUUGAUGAUAGCCACAUAUGAGAGUCUUAACAUUGUUGAAUAUGUAAUUUUGUUUAGAGAGCAGGACUCGGAUAUAAAGCUAAGGUAAUGUGUCACGUAUUUUGACUUAAAAAAUUUGAAAGCUGACCGCAGGUGGUGGAUUCGUCAUGAGGUCGUUAUACAUUGGCUCACUUCAUUCCUGUGAUCUCUACAGUUGCCACAGCCAUGUUUAUUUUUUAUGAGCAACAUUAUGAUUUAUAGCUUUAUUGACUGUCGGCAGUAAAGCUAGGAAUCUUCAUAACGUCAGCAAACAUUGCUCUGUUUCACAACAUCACGGUAAUGUUGAUGAUGCCAGGUUUGGCGUUUCGAGACCAGCUUUAAUAACAGAUUAAGAUACCUUGCGUUUCGACAACCUUUGUACUCUCUAUAUGUCACUUUUCUAUGUCUGAGAAGCAUGUGGUCGAGUUUAUGUAAUUUCGAAAGUAUGCAUCCGUAUUCCUUUGAACAAUUCUUGAACUGUUUUAUACAUUGCAUUGUGAGUAGAUGGUGGCCACUCUAGCCUACUUGCGCAGAUGCUUUGCAAGCUAAGCUAGAGGGAGCUGUAGUUUUCAUUAGGUACUUUGACUAUUUGAGUGAAUAUUGUUCUGGAAUUAAGCCAAUGACUGCAUUAACUGAUAAAGUUUGCUGCAAUAAAAGAAAAACCCCAUGUUAAUGUUUGUACAGAGUGGUUUAAAAUGUAUGGCUUGCUGUUAGAAUGAGUUUACCAAUCAGACAGUGCCUGAAUAAAAUUGAAUUAACAAUGCAAGAGUUUUAUUGCAUCAGUAGCCAACAGUACCAUUGCACCAAAAUAAAAAAUUGUUCCAAGUCUUUUUGUUGUGUUAGGAGAAUGACGUAGUGUAGCAGUGUGUGCAGUAGUUGCUCAUAAAAAAAAAAAAGAAGAGGAGACAGAGAAAUGGGAGAAGCCAUAGCACAAGUUCUUGCACUUGCAUUUGUGAUGAUCGUGUGUUCAGGGCAACGCCAAGUGCUAGUGAGUGUAGCUUCCAAGCAAACACUAUAACUGAGUGUGCCUACUUGUUGUAGCACCGAGUUGCCAUGGUGGCCGUGGUCCACGAGUGUGUGCCGGGGGGCUUUCAUGUUUUUGAGUGGCAUUGCGGUGAAGAAGUUGAAGAAAUGAAUGUUUCUAGUUUUUUUUUUUUUUUUUUUUUUUGUGAGCUCCAUAGACUAGACCAAAAUGAUAAGGGAGGGCAAGAAUAGAGGAGGAGUCAUUUUUAUGAAGCAAAUGUAGAUAGGAGAGUGAGCAAGAGAAUAAAACCAGAAACAAUCAAGUGUGUGCGUAUGCUUGCAAAAUGUGAUGGCAUUGUUUGUUGAUGAGAGAGAGAGAGAGGAGUUUGACGUGUUGUUUGUAUGCUGCCUCGGAGACACAGUCAGAGGAAAGAGUUUAUGUAUGAGCAGCAAGUUUUUCCGGUUGUCUGACAUCUUUCUGUAAACAUGUCUUUUUUUUCUUAUGUCUGUGACAGCAAUGUUUUUCUUUAAUCAAUUUGAACAUGCAGCAUGUAUCAGCAUGCCUUGUAUUGCAACUUUGAUGCUUUUAGCAACUGCGUUUGCUACCAACAGCACAUGAAUGUUUGUCAAUCCAUUGUGUGAGCACCAAACAUUGAUCAAGUGGCCAAUUGAAUACUUGCUAUUGAAAAAAAUUGGCUUAUUGGGAACGUCCUGAGUGCAUCUUUCCUAUAUUUUAGGAGCCCUUCAAGUAAGUAAACUUCAGAUUAGUUUUUAUUUAUUUGUUGCUUCCUGUCAAAGUUAAGACAUGCUGGUGCUGCAUUUUUGAUCAAUAAAUUUUUUCCAUGUUUGAA